Lathyrus oleraceus (garden pea) is the source of this 392-nucleotide messenger RNA. RefSeq lists its product as uncharacterized. The record is from RefSeq and is a predicted model, not a curated record. The transcript is spliced from 2 exons. The coding region runs from base 3 to 332 and encodes 109 amino acids. NCBI's taxonomy places the organism in Eukaryota, Viridiplantae, Streptophyta, Magnoliopsida, Fabales, Fabaceae.
UGAUGGCGACGGAUAUUGAUGUUGAUUGGAUCAGUUACCAUCAGAGUGUUGUCGAUGUGAUCGGUUCAUCUUCCGUGGCCACCACUCCAUCUGAGGUAGUAGACGGUUAUCUGGAGUGGUAUUAUCGUGUUUCCCAUCCACGGUUGGUCCCUCCCCAUCGUGACGCUCCUAGAGAGGUACCCGUUCCUGUAUAUGACGCCGGGCCAUCUGAUCCUGAUUGGGCUCGUGUAUCUACAUUGAUUCGUCGCUAUCUGAGACAGGUUAAUGCUGAAGAGGAAGAUCCACAGUUUUCUGAUUUAUUUGAAGCUUUGCAUAUUUCUCGUUCACAUUGAUUAUAUGUAUUAAGCUUUGAAUAUAAUAGACAUAAUAAUAUAGAUUUCAUGUUUUGAUUA